Dioscorea cayenensis subsp. rotundata (Guinea yam) is the source of this 2997-nucleotide messenger RNA. RefSeq names its product cyclic nucleotide-gated ion channel 1-like. NCBI's taxonomy places the organism in Eukaryota, Viridiplantae, Streptophyta, Magnoliopsida, Dioscoreales, Dioscoreaceae. The coding region runs from base 464 to 2572 and encodes 702 amino acids. The record is from RefSeq and is a predicted model, not a curated record. Gene Ontology annotation, biological process: transmembrane transport; monoatomic ion transport. Gene Ontology annotation, cellular component: membrane. The transcript has 9 exons. Gene Ontology annotation, molecular function: monoatomic ion channel activity.
UUCCUAACUUUUCCUUGAAUCAGCGUCUGACUUCCCCUUUUUCUCUCUCUCUAGACCUCAAGUCCAAUUCCCCUCCCUCCCAGGAAGUACCCCGGAAGCUUCACCUUGUCCCGAGCGAGACCUUCAAUCAUAUCUCCUCAUCCUUCGAGGACCAGAGAAACCAAAUCUCUUUCUCCUCGGCCAGCUAGCUCGAUUGUUCCUGGAUUUUUUCAGGGGUGAACUCGUGGCAUUGGGGCUUUGGGGGGUUUGCUUCUCUCCUGGAUGCUCUCCGAUCUUGUUAUACCAUUUUGGGUUGUGUGAAUUUGGAGGUUCACCAUUUGGCUGAUUGUAACUGUGCUUGAAGGUGACAUUGAGGCCUUCUAAUGAGAACUGAAUUAGAUUUUGGUCAUUGAUUAUUCCCAUAUUUAAAAACCUCUCGAGUUCAGUGUGCACUUACAGUUGCUGUUGUGCAAGACCUGAAGUGAUGCAUCACCGGGAGGACAAAUUUGUGAGGUUUCAGGACUGGCGUUCAGAGAGAUCCGUUAGUUCAGAGAGGACCUAUUCAAAGGGAGAGAGAAGAAUAUUCUGUUCAGUUGCAAAUAUUGCUAGGGCUUUUGUUGAGUGGGGAUCCAAGGCGAUUGAAAAUGUUUUUCACUACAAGCCUCCAUCUGAAUCCUCAGUGGGAGAGCUCAAGUCUAGGAGAAAAGUACUUGAUCCUCAAGGUCCAUUUCUUCAGAGGUGGAAUAAGAUAUUUGUCUUGUCGUGUGUGAUUGCUGUGUCUGUGGAUCCCUUAUUCUUUUAUAUUCCGGUUGUUAAUGACAAUGGUGCAUGUCUUGAUUUGGAUAUGAAACUGGCAAUCGUUGCCAGUGUCUUGCGCUCCAUCACAGACCUGUUUUACCUUCUUCAUAUCGUUUUUCAGUUUCGGACUGGUUUUAUAGCUCCUUCAUCAAGAGUAUUUGGAAGGGGUGUUUUAGUUGAAGAUCCUUCAAUAAUAGCGAGACGGUAUUUAUCAUCACACUUUCUCAUUGACAUUCUUGCUGUACUUCCCUUGCCUCAGGUGGUUAUCCUAAGCAUAGUACCAGAGCUGAAGUCUGCACCAUUAAAUGCAAAAAACCUUUUAAUGUUUAUUGUUGUGUUCCAAUAUAUUCCUAGACUUACUAGGAUCAUUCCUUUGUAUCUGGAAGUUACAAGGACAGCUGGAAUAAUCACUGAAACAGCAUGGGCUGGGGCAGCUUUUAACCUCUUGCUUUAUAUGCUUGCAAGUCAUGUACUUGGAGCAUUUUGGUACUUGAUUUCAAUAGAACGAGAAUACUCAUGCUGGAAGGCUGCCUGCCAAACCAACUGCUCUGUUUCCUCUUUGUAUUGUAGAGAUGGACAAGACAAUGGGCAAAAUGUUAUUAUUGCUGAUGCUUGCCCUGUUGCAACACCUAAUGCUACACUUUUCAACUUUGGAAUAUUCCUUCCUGCUCUUCAAAAUAUUGUUCAAACAAAAGCCUUCUUCCCAAAGCUGUUUUAUUGCUUUUGGUGGGGAUUGCAAAACUUGAGUUCUCUCGGUCAGAAUCUGGGCACAAGCACUUAUGUUUGGGAAAUCUUGUUUGCUGUUUUCAUCUCAAUAUCUGGCCUGGUUUUAUUUUCACUUCUCAUCGGGAAUAUGCAGACAUACCUGCAAUCCACCACAAUGAGGAUAGAAGAAAUGAGAGUGAAAAGGAGGGAUGCCGAGCAGUGGAUGUCUCACCGCUUGCUUCCUGAGAACUUGAGGGAGCGAAUUCGUCGACAUGAGCAGUACAGAUGGCAGGAAACAAGAGGUGUGGAUGAAGAGCAUUUGAUCAUGAAUCUGCCAAAAGACCUUAGGAGGGACAUAAAGCGUCAUCUCUGUUUGGCACUGCUCAUGAGGGUACCCAUGUUUGAGAAGAUGGAUGAUCAGCUUAUGGAUGCCAUGUGUGAUCGUUUGAAACCAGUGUUAUAUACUGAGGACAGUUGCAUCAUACGGGAGGGAGACCCCGUAGAUGAGAUGCUCUUUAUCAUGCGGGGAAAAUUGGAGAGUGUCACCACUAAUGGUGGAAGAACAGGAUUCUUCAAUUCGGAUUUUCUCAAAGCCGGGGAUUUUUGUGGUGAAGAGCUCCUCACUUGGGCUUUGGAUCCCCACUCAUCCUCCAGCCUCCCCAGCUCAACACGGACAGUGAAGGCAUUGUCCGAGGUUGAGGCAUUUGCUCUAAUGGCGGACGAUUUGAAGUUUGUUGCUUCUCAGUUCCGACGGCUGCACAGCAAGCAGCUCCGUCACACAUUUAGGUUCUACUCACAACAGUGGAGAACAUGGGCUGCCUGUUUCAUACAGGCUGCUUGGAGAAGAUACAUGAAGAAGAAAGUCGAGGACUCGUUGCAUGAACACGAAAACAGGCUGCAGGCUGCACUUGUCACAGGUGGUGCUAGUUCACCUAGCCUUGGCGCCACCAUUUAUGCUUCUCGAUUUGCGGUAAAUGCUCUUCGGGCACUUCGAAGAAACGGCACGCGAAAGACCCGGCUGCAGGAACGGUUGCCCGUGAUGUUACUUCAGAAACCAGCUGAACCCGAUUUCACGGUGGAUGAACACUAGCACAUGAUUUCUAAUCUUGCCUUUCGCAUGGGUUGUGAAAACCUCGGACUUUCCUUUGCAAUCAUCAGUUCUUUCGGAAUGUAUUGUUCUGCUAAGGAGCACACGAGAUACUGUCGAUGUGACACGGUUUAGUGCUUGUUCACGACAUGACUGUUCCUUUGUGACUGCCAUUCUAGGUUUUGGUCUUUUGGUGUGUACAUGAUUGAAAAUAACUUAGGAAGAUUUGUUGUAUUAUGCAAAAUGUAAGUAUUGAAAAUUCUCUCAACUUCUAAUUUGUAUGGAGUUAUAUGUAUUUGAAAUUCUCUUCAAGGGGAAUGUGUCAGUGCUUCAAUGAGGGAAAAUUUCAUGUCAAGUUAUUGUUUACGAGUCUUUUGGUUGUCUUUUUUUAUUAUUAUUUUAAUAGAAAAGUCUUUUGGUUGUGCGUA